GAGGGGUCGAGACUCUGUUUUUUAAGAAGCGGGUGGAUUACAGUGUUCUUAAAGUAAGCAGGGACCUGACCAGAAACCAGAGAAGCAUUAAUUAUAGAGACCGAUGGACUGAAAAGCACUUUUAAACAAAGACGAGGGUAAGAUGUGGAGGGGGCAUGCAGAGGUCUUCAUAGAGUUAACUAGUUUGGUUAACUCAGGCAAAGAAACAGGAGCAAAGCUAGGAUGAUGGGUCUGGUUGGAGUCGGGAGAGGCAGUGAUAAGGCUGAAGGAGAGAUGCUAGAUCUAACCUUAUUGACUUUGUCCACAAAGAAAGACAGAAAGUUCUCACAGUCUGCAACAGAGUGGAUGGAGGCUGUAGGAGAGGCAGGAGAGACGAUGCUGCUGAUGGUCUUAAACAGCACCUUGGGGUUCCCUUUGCUCUGGGACACCAGGUGUGUGUGUGUGUGUGUGUGUGUGUGUGUGUGUGUGUGUGUGUGUGUGUGUGAGUGUGUGUGUGUGUGUGUGUGUGUGUGCGCGUGCGUGCGUGUGUGUGUGUAUUGAACUGGCAGCUGUGUCAUCAGCAAACAACAGAUUAGAUGAACAUUUGAAGGCAUGUCUAUUAUUUUUAACGUGGCUUUUGAAAAGCUAAUAUUAGCUUUCUCACAAGGACAUAUUUACCUCUGCUCAGAAAACCACAUCAGUUGCUUUGCUUUAGCUUUCAGUCAAACGAAGGCCGCUGUUGUCUGCAGCCUCCGCGACUUUUCAGCCAAUCGUAGUUGAGCCCAUCUAGCCAAUCAGAGGCGAGAAAGGCGGGACCUUCCUUGGUCACCCUAGAAUUCCAAGAGACGCUCACCGGCUACGCGGUGUAAACACAGAAGCUUAUGGUUUUCUUCCAUUUUUUCCAUCUGUAUGUAAUGCUAAUCGUAGGGUUUGAGGCUUGGAAUUAAACUAGCUAAGCGAUGCGACAAAAGGGCUAACAAACAAAGUCACAUUCUGCUGCUUCUACAUCUCGUCUCCCACUGAUGAGAUGUUCAGCGCCCUGGCGGAGGAGGUCAAGAGGGAAGGUUUGGACUUUGAGGACUCUGAUGUCUCAGAGGUAGACCCAGAAGACUUGUUGAAGAGCUUGAAAAACAUUGAUGAUAUGGAGGCCAACCUGUUGAAUGCGGGCGCAGCUCCUGCUCAAACAAAGACGCUCGCAACUGAACGUCUAAAAAAGGAUUUUUCUGUCUUAGAAGCUCACAACAAUUCAGAUGGAACAGAUGAAGCGAAACGAGGAACAAAGAAGCCAAGCCUUAACUCUUCAUUCGCAGGCCGUAGCUUCAAGAAGUUCUCCUUUGAUAAUGAUGAAGAUGAUGGUGAACCUCUCGGUCAGACAUCUGACAUCAAAGGUACACUAGUGAGUCUCGACAAUCCCCUGGAUGAUGUGCUUGAUGACUUACUUCCAGGUGAAUCCCAGCCCGAAUCAAAACCUCGACUGUCCAAAGCAGAAAAAUCUCUUCCAUCUGCAUUAGCAUCCCCAAACCUGAAGAACAGAACAACAAAGACUUCCAAAAACGACGUGUUCUCUUUUACCGACGAUGACAACGGCAACCUCAUAGAUGAUCUCGGGUUAAACAGAGACAAAAACAAGAAGAAAGAAGCUUCAUUUUGGUCUUCUAAAGAGAAGAGCAAUGACUCUCAGAGACCUCGUACAAGAAUUGAUGAUAUUCUCGAGGGUUUUACCUCAUCGCAUCUUCUAGAUCGACCCCCCACAGGUGAGAGGAAUGACCAGAUUCAGUCCCAAGAGAAGCAGCAACAAGAGAAGAACUCUACAGUUAGAGAUUUAGAUGGUGACUUCACGUUUGGUUCCUAUCAGCCCACAGUGGGGUCCACCCCUGAGGGCCGGCAGUCCCGCCGACAGUCCGUUAAGUUUUCCACGGAGGAUGUUAGCAUCUCCACCCCAGAGAAGAAACCAAAACCCACCAUCCGACACCGCAACUCCUCUGACUGGCUCGGCCUCAAGACGGAUAGCGAGUCUGAUCGCUUAGGAGAUGGUCCCAAAGAGGUGAAAGCUUCUGUGCUCUCCCCAAAAGGCCCCUUCUCUCCCAUAUCAGACAGAAAGCUCUCCGUAACCGGAGGUCAAGCCACAUUCCUCACCAAAACAGCAACAGGUGCUGAUGUUGAGACUAAGCAGAACAAAUCAGAGGCCGCUAAAGGUCAGAGGAAAGGUGAGGAAGAGGAGGACGACUGGUUGGCUGGAGCGCUGACCAGGAGGAAGGCUCUGUCUGCAUCCAACAACGAAACUAAAACUUCCACGCAGCAGGACUUCGUAGGAGUGGAUCCAGCUGUUAGAAACCAAAUCACACCUCAAACUUCCAGAGGCAUAGAAGACACGCUCCCAUCCAUCCGGGACACCAGCCCUGCAGCUCAUUCCACUCCUGUCAGAGAGGAGAAGCCCAAUCAAGAUCCACAGCAAACGCAGCGCACAUCAACGGCUGUCCAGCAACAGGUGUCCAUCACAGCUGAUCUGCAGCCGCAGAAUCCACUGCUGGGUUUAGGAAGUGUUGCUAUCUCAGAAGUCCUGCAGAAACAACAUGGAGAUGAACCUUUACAAGCCCGGGUCAUCCAGUUGGAGGGCCAGGUGAAGGUUCUCCAGCUGGAGCGAGACCAAAGCCGGAUGAUGCUAGAGAACAUGCAGCAGAGGCAUAAACAGGAUCUGGAGCUCCUGGAGAGUGCACACAAGACUCGUGUGAAGCUGUUGGAGGAGUCUGCGGCACAGAGGGAGACCCGAGCACGGCUCGAAUGCGAGGAGCUGAUGGAGCGGCUGGCCUCGCUGACGCGAUCCGCUGAACAGGAGCGCUCCGAUCUGCUGGCUCAGUACCAUCGAAAGCUGGCCCAAGCGCAGCAGGACCGAGACCGCGAGGUGGACAGACUCCGAGACCUCCAAAGGAAAUCUAUCCUGGAGAUGAAGAAAGACCACGAGGACCAGCUGCAGAGGCUAAAGAGACUAAAGGACGAGGAGAUCGACGCUGUGACAAGUGCAACAUCUCAAACCAGAUCUCUGACAGGAGUGAUAGAGCAGAUGGAGCAGUUCUCCUCCCGCCUUGGAGAGCUCUCGUCUCGAGUGGAGAGCUCACACGAGCACACGGCUCAGGGCCUGGAGCAGGGGGCGCGGCACAGAGACGAGCAGCUCCGAAGUACCUCAAACAAACACACACACACGCGCACACACACACACACAGUAGAAAUAGGUCAAAUACAAGCUAAGCACAUCUUUAAAAUGUGUCUACUAGCAAUGCAGGACCGCCUGACCCAGCAGCAGAAAGCCACGGCAGAGGAGAGAACUUACCUGAAGGACAUCAUCUCCAGGAUGGACGCCCAGCUCAGCGAGCAGCAGCGGCAGCUGGAGAAGGAACGCUGGAAGGCGACAGCAGAGCAGGCCAAAGCGGAGUCCAUCCAGAGGGGCUUGGAGGAAGAGCGGCGCGUCCUCACCCUGCAGAUCAGCAUGGAACGAGAGGAGCUGGAGAGAGCAAAGUGCGCGCUGCUGGAGGAGCAGAAGACUGUGAUGCAGCACUGUGCAGAGGAGAGAAGGAAGCUGGCAGCCGAGUGGACCCACUUCCACACUCAGGAGAAGCAGAGGCACGAGAGAGCUGAACGAGAGGUCAACAGCCUCCUGGAGAGGAGGGAGGGCUCCAUCAUCAGCCUGGCACAAGAACAAGCUGAACUGAAGCUUCGAAUGGCAGAGCUGAAACUGAAGGAGGCAGCUGUGUCGCAAGAGAAGGAAGCUCUGGACCGACUCAGAGAAGACCUGGACAGAGACAAGGAGAGGAUAAGCAACACGGCUCUGAGGCUGAAAACGCGCGCCCAGGAGGUGGAAGCCUUUGGCAAGCUCGCCUCGGAGAAGCAGGAGGAGGGGGAACGAGCGCUGCGGGAGGCGAGACGCUCAGAGGCAGAACACGAAGCACGGCUCCAAAAUAUUCACUCUCAAACAGCGAGCCUGAGGCUGCUGGAGCAACGUGUCCUAAAGGAACGAAUGCGGUCACAUCAUCUACAGGGAGACGAGACGAGACAAAUGCUGUCCACCUCACCCUCAGCUCAGAAUAUUCCACCAGUUUUACCAGAUUCAGUGUUUCUACCCAUCCCUGAGCUGUCAACAUCCCAGAAUAUUCUUCCACAGAGUAGCUACAGGUCACUGGCGCUGGAAACCAGUCUGGCUCUGUGGAAGUACACAGGAGAUAAGGAUAAAGACUUCCUUGAAGAGCAGCAGAUCUUUCUAGAAAACCUCAAGAAGAUGAAUCACAAACUGAAAACCGCCUGAUAGCUCUCAAAACUCUUUCAGUAUGAAUACCUGAACGUUUAUAUUUUAAUAAAAUUGAUUCUCAUUCUGAAA
Messenger RNA from Nothobranchius furzeri (turquoise killifish), 4348 nucleotides. The record is from RefSeq and is a predicted model, not a curated record. Lineage: Eukaryota; Metazoa; Chordata; Actinopteri; Cyprinodontiformes; Nothobranchiidae.